AAUAUGGCCAGUGUGGGGCGUGGGAUAGACGCCAUCCUGGUCUUAGGUGGACGAGAGCGAUGAGGGGGAUGCGCCGCCGAGUACGCACGGUGACACGAAAACUUUAAGAUUCCUCGCAAUCAAACAAAAAGCCCGAGCAUGUAAUUCGAACACGUGACAACCUUCGACAGAGCAUCUGACAAGCAGUUUUAUACACAGUCUCGAACCCGUUACAAGACUCGUCGCGACCCUUUUCCGGACCCCAGAAGUCAUUUUCAGCCUCUGGCGACACCGCCCAUCAUGCCACUCGUUGUGUUGCGUACUUCCCAGCUGCUGUGGGUGCGUGUAGCCGCCCUGUUGUUCACCUGCGUGGCGUUCAGCGUCGCAGCACAUGGAGCCCAGCUGCACGGUGGCGGCAUGGCAGACUGGUGCAUCUUCUGCUGGGCGUUCAGCUUCGCCUGCACCCUGCUGAUCCUGCUGGUCGAGCAGUUCGGCCUCCAGGCCCGCAUCCCAGUGUCCUGGUCCAAUUUCCCCAUCACCGUUGCCUGCUACGCCGCCCUCCUCUGCCUCUCCGCGUCUAUCAUCUUCCCAGUCUUUUUCCUCAAGAAUCAGAAUCUUUACAAAGAGGUCCGUGACCAUCGCAUCGCCUCCACGGUCUUCUCCUGCCUGGCAGCGGUGACCUACAUGGGGGAAGUGAGCCUGUCUAAAGCUCGGCCAGGCGAGGUGGCAGGUUACAUGGCAACAGCCCCGGGCCUAAUGAAAGUGUGUCAAACCUUUGUGGCGUGCGUCAUCUUCAUAUUGGUCAGCGACCCCGUGUCGUAUGACCGCCACGCGGCCCUGAAAUGGUGCUUGGCGGUUUACUGCAUCUGCUUCAUCCUCUCCAUGGCCGUGGUGGUUCUGUGCGUGGGAGAGUGCACCGGCUGUCUCCCCAUCCCGUUCUCCAAGUUCCUGUCGGCGUACGGGCUCUUGGCGGUCAUCAUGUACUUGACCGCCACCAUCAUCUGGCCCGUGUUCCAGUUUGACAAGCAGAGCAGGCAGAACUCUCCGAAAGUGAUCGCCGCGGCCGUGCUCACCGCACUCAACUUCCUGCUUUACCUCGCUGACCUUGCCUACACAGCCAGAUUGGUCUUUGUCACCGUCUGAGAAGACAAGGAACCAAGAAGGGAGACACGCAUCCCGAAAGAACAUGGAUUAAGGGGCUUUGAACGACAAGAUUGAUGAAGAGAUUUAAAAAAAAAAGACACAGUUACUUCUUUUUGUUCCGCAAAAUACUGGUAUUAAUUGCGAUAGGUGUGUUUUCACAAAGAAGACCCAAACAUCUGAAGCUCUCUUAGAGCUGUGUAUGUGUUUGACCACAUGUGUGCAGUACAGUAUUGAACACGUAGUCAGAGAUGAUCUUUGUCAAGUGUGCAACACAAAUGUAACAUGAGAAUGUGGGAAUUUCCAUAAUGUUGCGACCAAAAACAGUCCACACACUGGAGCGCAGAAGAGUUUGUUCAGCGUUGUCUGUCAUCAUAUUUAGUGAAAGGUUGUAGCUUCCUGGUAAAACAUCAGUGUUGGAACAUUUCAAAUGUCAUUUGUGUUAGCUGUGUAGUUUAAUCAAUAAGGGUUUUUACUAUAAAACGUACGUGAUGGAAUCAGCUGUCGAAACGAAGCAUCAGUCAUGGCAGGAAACUGAGUCAGUUUGUGUUGCAGCUCCUCGAGGCUGCAUGAGUUUUCACUUCCUUUAUUUAACUGAAGCCACAGCAGCAGCAGCAGCAGCAGCGUCAGGUAGAGUUAGACAUGUAUAUGGAUCAUUUUUCUUAGGCAAUGCUUCAGCACCUCAGUCAAAUAAAAUAUCUAAAACCAA
Mugil cephalus (flathead mullet) is the source of this 1828-nucleotide messenger RNA. It is a transcript of the gene myadma, whose product is annotated as myeloid associated differentiation marker a. NCBI's taxonomy places the organism in Eukaryota, Metazoa, Chordata, Actinopteri, Mugiliformes, Mugilidae. The record is from RefSeq and is a predicted model, not a curated record. Gene Ontology annotation, cellular component: membrane. The transcript is spliced from 2 exons. Bases 280 to 1122 code for a protein of 280 amino acids.